CCCGCCGAAAAACAAAAUGGCGGCGUCCCAAGCCAUUAAGUUUUUCUAACUUUAUAUCCUUUCCUACAUCUUUAUGUAUUUAAAAGAGCCUAUGAUUGAUACAAGGUGACUUGUGCUGUUCCUUUAAUAGCGUGAUCUCUGUUUAUUUGUCGCAAAAAUGAGUGAUAUUCGUGAUAUACUUGAGUUGGAGCAGCCAGCUUCAUAUGGCGGGGUUCCGUCAAAAGAUGCGAUCGUUUCAGGCAUGAAGCAACCCAAGAAACCCAAGAGAGUGUCAGAACAACCAUUGAAACGUCCAGAAGGGAUGCACCGAGAGCUCUUUGCUCUUCUGUAUAACGAUAAUCGGGACUCCCCAUCGCUGGCUCCAAGUGACACAACUCACGGAUACAAACAGCUGAAGGCUAAAUUAGGCAGAAAACAUGUCCGGCCAUGGAAAUGGGUCCCGUUCAAGAACCCUGCCCGUCCUGAUGGAGCCAUGCUGUAUCACUGGCGAAGAGGUGCUGAUGAGGCCAAGGAAUACCCCUUUGCCAGAUUUGAUAAGAAAGUAGAUGUUCCCACGUACACCAAUGAAGAAUAUAAGAUGUAUUUAAAUGAUAAUCAGCAGUCAACGUGGACACAAGAAGAGACAGACCACUUGUUUGAGUUAUGCAGGACUUAUGACCUACGCUUCAUUAUCAUUAAUGACAGAUAUGACAGAGAAAAAUUUCAGACAAGAACUAUUGAAGAUUUAAAGGAUAGAUACUACAGCUGUGUAACCAGGCUCCUGAAGGCAAGAGUUCCUACUGGCCAAGAGCCUGCUAAUCUGCCAACCCCAUAUCAUGCUCAGCACGAAACAGAUAGGAAAAGACAGCUUCUGAAGCUCUACAACAGAACACAAGAGCAGGUGCAAGAAGAAGAAAUGCUGAUGGCAGAGCUAAGAAAAAUUGAAAUGCGCAAAAAAGAAAGGGAGAAAAAACAACAGGACUUGCAGAAGCUGAUUACUGCAGCAGAAAACAGUGCAGAAUAUCGACAAAAGCGUGAGAAGAAACCAAUAAAAAAGAAAGUUCCCAAGAAAAAAGGAGAUGCACAAGAAGAGAAAAAGGUUGAAGUCCCUAGUACAGGAGUCAAGUUCCCUGAGAACAAAGGAGCUGGUGUAUUCCUUAGAAGUGCUAGGCUUAAAAUGCCUGGAGCAGUUGGCACCAAAAAGACAAAAGCUGUUGAGCAAUUACUGGAAGAACUUGGUGUCGAUUUGCAGCCUAUGCCUACAGAAAGCAUAUCCCAGCAGUUUAAUGAGCUGCGUAAUGACAUGAUCCUACUCUAUGAGCUCAAGCAGGCAGCUGGGAACUGUGAAUUUGAACAACAGACUUUAAAGCACAGAAUCGAGGCUUUAGCACCUGGGAAGGAUAUUAGUCAUUUGCUAGUGUCAUUCGAUGUACCAGCAACCCCUAAGGUAACCCAACAGCAGCCUAGUGUCCAGUCUGCAACGCCUCUUAUAGAUGCAGUUACACCCUCUCCAGGAUCACUCAACCCGCAGAGAAAACGUAGAACAGCAAGCGUGUUUAUGGACCAGAAUCCUCUAAAGAAGAAGAAAUUCUGAAGCGAUGACCUAGUUAUCCAAGUUAGUGCAGUUCAACCAUUCAAAUAGUAAGAGGGAGUGGUCAGAUUGCUCUUUGAAAACACUUUCAGAGACUAUUCUUUGAGUUUUCCUGUUUUCUAAGAGUGGUCAUCUUAGCCUGUUAAACACCCUUGAAGAUGUUGCCAUCCUAUGAAUCCCGGCAGUCAGCCAUUCUGCUAUUUGUGUAUAGUGCCCAAAUCUUGGUCAGAAAGAAAGCGCUUAUGUAGGAGUAUGUACAGACUGUAAACAAAUACAAACAUCACUCUUCAGGGUGGACUCAAAGGGUAGCGUAUAUGAAUGCAUACAAUAUUGUAUUCUCCUCUUCCGGAAAAAAAAAAAGAUGUGAAUAAAAAUUAAUAUCCCACCCGGGAGCAUAUA
Nematostella vectensis (starlet sea anemone) is the source of this 1969-nucleotide messenger RNA. RefSeq names its product DNA methyltransferase 1-associated protein 1. Bases 158 to 1573 code for a protein of 471 amino acids. Gene Ontology annotation, molecular function: transcription corepressor activity. The record is from RefSeq and is a predicted model, not a curated record. Gene Ontology annotation, cellular component: nucleus; Swr1 complex; NuA4 histone acetyltransferase complex. Gene Ontology annotation, biological process: chromatin remodeling; negative regulation of transcription by RNA polymerase II; DNA repair. The transcript has 17 exons. Lineage: Eukaryota; Metazoa; Cnidaria; Anthozoa; Actiniaria; Edwardsiidae.